Mastomys coucha (southern multimammate mouse) is the source of this 816-nucleotide messenger RNA. It is a transcript of the gene Tmem160, whose product is annotated as transmembrane protein 160. The transcript has 3 exons. Lineage: Eukaryota; Metazoa; Chordata; Mammalia; Rodentia; Muridae. The coding region runs from base 179 to 745 and encodes 188 amino acids. The record is from RefSeq and is a predicted model, not a curated record.
ACACUACCGGCACAUAUCACUGAGGUGGAGACCAGCCAGAUACACCAAUAGGUAUUGCGUUCCGGGAUUGAGUUGCGGGCAGAUCACCAAUGGUCGCGUCGCUUUUCAUGAGUGAUGUGACCUUCAGCCUACAGUAGGCCCGUGGGGCGGAGCUCGUGUCGCGGCCCCAUUGCGAGCCAUGGGAGGCGGCUGGUGGUGGGCUCGGGUCGCGCGCCUGGCCCGCCUGCGCUUCCGGGGGUCUCUGCAACCGCCUCAGCGGCCCCGCAGCGGGGGCGCGCGUGGGUCCUUCGCCCCCGGCCACGGUCCACGCGCGGGAGCCUCUCCGCCCCCGGUGUCUGAGCUGGAUCGCGCGGACGCUUGGCUUCUCCGCAAGGCACAUGAGACAGCUUUUCUCUCCUGGUUCCGAAAUGGACUUCUGGCAUCUGGCAUUGGGGUCAUCUCCUUCAUGCAGAGUGACAUGGGCCGGGAAGCUGCCUAUGGCUUCUUCCUGCUGGGUGGCCUAUGCGUGGUGUGGGGCGGAGCCUCCUAUGCAGUGGGUCUGGCAACACUGCGGGGACCCAUGCAACUGUCGCUUGCUGGUGCUGCCACUGGUGUGGGGGCAGUGUUGGCUGCCAGUCUGCUCUGGGCUUGUGCAGUAGGUCUCUACAUGGGCCAGUUGGAACUGGACGUGGAAUUGGUGCCUGAGGAUGAUGGGGCAGCCAGUACAGAAGGCCCAGAUGAUGCGGGCAGGCCACCCCCCGAGUAAACAGCAGGGCUGUGGGGGACUGGCUGGGCCUGACGACUGGGACAUUAAAACCUGACCCUUCAGCAGUUCAA